AUGUUACCAGCUGAUAACUCAUUUUAUAAAUAUAUUAUUAGAAAUGCUAUUCAUAUAUUGGAUGUUUGGAUUCUAAGUAAGGAAGAAGAAAGACCAGCGUACUUAUGUAAGUUUCUUCAAAAUCUACCCUUACUAAUUAGUCAAAAUGAUACAUCAAUAACACAAGCUUCAAUACCAUUAUCAGCUUCAUCAUUUACAA
Messenger RNA from Funneliformis caledonium, 199 nucleotides. The record is from the annotation of a GenBank genome assembly. Lineage: Eukaryota; Fungi; Glomeromycota; Glomeromycetes; Glomerales; Glomeraceae.